Messenger RNA from Cooperia oncophora, 432 nucleotides. The record is from the annotation of a GenBank genome assembly. Lineage: Eukaryota; Metazoa; Nematoda; Chromadorea; Rhabditida; Trichostrongylidae.
AUGGAAGCCGUGUUUGAGGAUUUCCAUGGACCUGUGGAGAUUGGAGAGGAUGUCGCUAUUGGAACGGCAAUCUCAGCCAUUUCGGCGACGGACUCAGAUGUUGGCUAUGGUGGUCUGGUCCGCUAUUCGCUGUGGGAUGACUACUUCUCCAUCGACUCUGCCACUGGAGUGAUAAGAGUAGCCGGUGAUCUCAGUGAGUUGCUAUCACCAGGCACUGCAUCGGUGCCUCACGACUUGGAAAUUUUGGCCUCGGAUGAAGGAUCACCACGGAAAAGCUCCAAAACCACUGUCAAAGUUCUCAUCAAGGAUGUCAAUAACAAUGCGCCAGAGUUUGAAGAGCCGCAGAAUCACGAAGUUCUUGAUAGUGAUGAAGUUAGGAUCAACGUAAGAACAACAGCGGCGAAAGAAAAACCGAACGAGUCAGACGAUUGA